ACACGUAUUUUGUGUAGUCCGACACAGAAGGUUCAGGAGAAGACAGAGGGAAAAAGGUCAGUCAAAAGAAAAAAGAUCGUCAGUGUCGAUGAGUCCGGGUGGUGGUAAACCGGUCUGAGAAUGAAGGCGAUUGGCCAGAUCAUGGCGUACGUGCUAUUGGCAACUGCAUUUACAAAAAAUAUGUUUGCAAUAAGUGCCACGAACAUCAAAUUUUCAAGAGACAGCAACAAAAUCGCACGGUAUAAUACAACGAAAUUAGAGAUGAUCUCGAAUGCUGUAGCGCCUCUGAAUCCUGACACCGAUGAUCUUUGGAGUAUCCUAGUUAACACAUUCGAAAGCAAACCAGUUCAAGAUAUUGAGUCCCGUACUUUUGGGGGAAACAAAAGAUUUCAGUUCAUGCUGAUGCCGAUGAUGUACAAAAUGGGAGUGAUGAUGACAAUGUUGAUGGUAAUAGCAGCAAUCUCAGCGAAAGGACUUCUCAUAGGCGCUAUACUGCUACUAUUUAAACUCAGCACCUUUCUAGCGAAACUUCAUUCAGGCUGGCACGCGCCAUCACCACAACCAUGGCUAUCACCGCAACCAGUUCACCUGCACGUUCACAACGCUUUUCCAGUUCACCCACACAUUCACCCACAAAUAUACCAAAGCUGGGAUUCAAGUGGCCCCGUAUAUGAGGAUCAGUAUAAGUUUAAUAAAUAUAAUUACCAGGAAUACAUCUCAAUUUUCAAUAUGCAUAUUCAGUCAAUAAAUCAUUGUAAAUUCGAGGACAUGAAUGGGACCAAGUUCUUUGUUUGUAUUAUCUGGUUGGUAACAUUGUCAAAACUGUCAAUUCGCGCUGAAGAGAGACUGAACAAUUGCCAAAUCAGCUUCAACAAAACCCAAAAUUUGAAGAUCUUUCCAGGAAUCAAGUUUUUUUUAACGGACAGUGAAAUCAGUAUUCAUGUGAGAAUUCACGACCUACUACGAGAGACGGAAGUGCAAACUGCAAGAAGCAAAGAGAAGAAGAAUAAUCCUUUACAGAAACUUGGAUUUAUGAUGACAAUGACGCCAUUUAUUAUGCAGAUACUUUCCUUACCGGGCGCCAUAGCAAACGUUAAAAUGUCACUUCUGAAGAGUAUUAUGGUGGCGCAGUUAGCAAUUGCUAUAAUGAUCUAUAAUUUAAUUAAGAGCUCGCAAGACUCGGAAGUAGUGAUCGUCCAUAAGCCGUAUCAUCACAUACAUUAUCGUCAUGGUUUUCCCGAUGACAUCGAGGAUGAAUGGUUUGCGGGGAUUGCAAUCUAUAGCCACGAUCCACUCGCCACGACCAUUAAUGAUAACCGUGCAAUUAUCUCCCAGCCGAGUCUGCAAAAUUUGCAGAGGAGAUGGUGCGAUCUUCUGUGCCUGCUGUGCUAUCUGGUCGCGCAACACCAUGCCGUCGCGGACGAUAUCAGGCCUUACGAGUUCUCCUUCAACAUUGUCGAUUUUCAGCACAGAUUUGAGAAGAAAGACGCCGAGGGACUGAUUACCGGGGAAUAUGGCUUUAUCACAGCCGAUGGUGUCUACCACGAGACUGGAUAUAAGACCGAUAAAAAUGGGGAUUUUAUUAUCACAAAACAAAGGAACCGAAAAAUAACGAGUCUGAAGGACGCGCAAGAGAUAUUCAAGGAUAGACCGGAAGCAGCGAAGAAAUUAAUCGAAGCCAUAAUGAAGGCUUGCAGCGGCUGUAAAAUACCAAUAAAGCAAGAAAACGAUCGACCAAAACCUGUGAAGACAGUCACGGAAUCACCGCUGCCGAAGAAGGUGGAGCCGAUAUUGAAGCGGAUGAUGAAGAUAUUGACAGCCAACACGUCUAUUAAGGGUUUCCCAGAGGAGAAAAAUAAGUUCAUCAAAAAGGAGGACAUCACGAAAAGUAUGGUGCGAGCUGCGAAAAAGUUGCUAUCCGAAGAAGAUAAACUCACCGUGAAUGAUCGAGUCCUGGAGAAAAUGGCAGACGAUCUGUACUAUCAGUUCAACUAUACGAUAACGUCGCACGGCCAUCACGAGGACGGCUAUCGCAGCGGAAGGAAGAACGGUAGCUAUCGGUCUCCAAAUGAAAACGGUAUCGACACACAGGUGAGGUAUCUGUCAAACGAAUUCGGGCAUCAGCCCAACAUCACGUUCGUUCCGCAGACGUACGCGGCUGAUGAGAAACACGGUCUCAAAGGAUACUCGUUUCGUUGGUAUUGGUCGUAAAUUCGCAACUUUAUAUGUAAUGCGAUUUUACUUUAAUCAAGAUUUAUUACUUAUAAAUAUGCUAACAUUUAUUUAAAUAGUAUGAGCCACGUCUAGAAAUUCACAAGUUUCUAUUUUUUGAGGUUUAUCGUUUAUUUGAGACAAAAUAAUUUAA
Molecule: messenger RNA, 2365 nt
Organism: Trachymyrmex septentrionalis
Lineage: Eukaryota; Metazoa; Arthropoda; Insecta; Hymenoptera; Formicidae
Cellular component (GO): chitin-based extracellular matrix
Molecular function (GO): structural constituent of chitin-based larval cuticle
Source: RefSeq, a predicted model, not a curated record